AUGUCACAGCAAUUGCCGCGACAAAUGAAAGCGGCACAAAUACGUGAGUACAACGCGCCGUAUGAGCUCGUUUCGAUCGAAGUACCCAAGAUCAGAGACCAUGAGCUCCUUAUCAAGGUCUAUGCGGCAGGUUUCUGCCACUCAGACCUUCAAGUGCUCCGUGGCCAAUUCACAUGCAAACUGCCCAUGAUACCAUCGCAUGAGCCUGCUGGAGUGAUUGUCCAGAUUGGAUCUAAAUGCAGCGGAUCCUGGAAAGAGGGCGACCGGGUAGGCGCGUUGAAUUUUAAGAACGCGUGCUCUCAAUGCACCGGAUGUGCGUUGGCGCUACGGCGUCACAGCAAACUGGACCCGAGGUUCUGUGAAAGGCGAGAGAUGGCUGGGUUCAAGAACGAUGGGUGUUUUGCUGAGUAUAUGGUUGUCGAUCCGGCCACCACGGUUUUGUUACCAGAGUCUCUACCGUUUGACCAGGCAGCACCGCUGAUGUGCGCCGGGGCAACUGUAUGGGGAGCGCUCGAAAAAGCAACAGCAACCCUCGAACCUGGCGCUGUUGUCGCGAUCAUAGGAAUAGGAGGUCUCGGACACCUUGGAAUACAAUUCUCAAAGGCAAUGGGAUACCGCACAAUUGCCAUCGACACCCGAGAAGCUGCGAGAUCCCUAGCGAGCGAAGUUCCUCCCGGACUAUCACCCGAUCUCAUCAUCGACUCUACUUCAAGCGAGGCCGCCACCACUCAGAUACUUGACUUUACAAAAGGCGAAGGAAUCGCCGCUACAAUUGUCUGCACAGACUCCCUCGAUGUCAACUCCUGGGCAUUGACGCUCCUGCGCUUCGGGGGAGUCAUGGUUGCUCUCGGGUUACCUCCGGAGCAGUGGCGGUUCGAUCCCAGUUUAAUGGUGUUCCGCGAGCUGGUCAUCAUGGGGAGCUACGUUGCGAGCGCAGACUCUGUUAGAAGAAUGAUGGAAGUGGUAGAGAGGAGCGGCGUUAGAUCUCAUGUCACGCGUGUCCUAUUCAGCGAAAUUCCUAGAAUUGUGGAAGCAUACCAGGAUGGGGCUUUCAAGGGAAGACUAGUUGUCCAGGUAGCUAGCUGA
Ilyonectria robusta is the source of this 1086-nucleotide messenger RNA. RefSeq names its product alcohol dehydrogenase GroES-like domain-containing protein. The transcript has 3 exons. The coding region runs from base 1 to 1086 and encodes 361 amino acids. Lineage: Eukaryota; Fungi; Ascomycota; Sordariomycetes; Hypocreales; Nectriaceae. Gene Ontology annotation, molecular function: oxidoreductase activity. The record is from RefSeq and is a predicted model, not a curated record.